Xiphias gladius (swordfish) is the source of this 1933-nucleotide messenger RNA. RefSeq lists its product as uncharacterized. Bases 267 to 1343 code for a protein of 358 amino acids. The record is from RefSeq and is a predicted model, not a curated record. NCBI's taxonomy places the organism in Eukaryota, Metazoa, Chordata, Actinopteri, Istiophoriformes, Xiphiidae. The transcript has 2 exons.
AGUAUGCUCUCUGAUUUAACGGACUCAGUCAACGCAGUGAUGAAAAAAAAAAAAAAAAAGAGGGAGGGGAGGAAAAGAUUUGGAUCAUGUGGCCACGAAGUCAUUCUGAAAGUAUGCUGGUGUGGUAUUGCCCACAAAAAUAUAAAAGCCCCUCACAGUGAGCGUUCGUAUCCCUGCAGUGAGCAUCAUUUUCGGAGCUUUGAGUCAAUAGGCAGCGUCUGGCUGGUGGAUACAAAACAGGAGACGAGCGGGUGACGACAGCAAAAAUGUCUGAUCAAAGCGUGGACUUGUUAACCACUGAGAGGAGCACGCCAAGUCCAUUUUCCAACAGUUCUACCCUCACAGACAACAACUUCACCAUCACGGACACCUCCACCUCAGUCUCCCCUUCCUCUGUGUUAGAUGAAAUUGCAGCCAGUGACGUAACCUCCAGAGCAAACUAUGUCUACAGUUUUUUUGCAGGUCUGGGCUUCAUGGCAGGCUGCUUCCUGCUCUACAGCUUCAUCCACACCUACAGAGCCCACAGACGAAUGGCCUGGCUCGACUAUCUGCUCUGGGCCUUUUGUGGCUUCCAGCUGCUGCUCCUGCUCCUCUCUCUCCAUGCUGUGGCCUACAGACCUGACCACCUGAGGACCACAGCUCUGGGCUGCGCCGCUCUCUCCUUCAUCAUCAACACAGUUACUCUGUGCGGCCUGUUCGUAUUAGUGCUCAUGGCUUAUGUGCUGUCCCUUGAUCCGCCCUCCAACGCCCUGCUGCGGAAACCUGGGGUCUGUGCGGCUCUGGUGAUCCUGAUUUCUGUCCUGAUCUCUUUGCUGCUGGCUGGGAUUCGUGGACCCAGGGAUCGUCUGCAGGAAAAGACAAUCUGUUUUAUGGAUCCGGUCCAAGCUGGUGUCUCGUAUCCAGCAGCUAAGAUGUGCCUGGCUUUUCUGAUUCCCUACAUGCUCCAAUUAGGACUUCUGAUAGGUGGCUGUGUCCGGCAGUGGAAAUCUAAAGGACGCUUCCUCUCCGGUUUAGAGGAGGGUCCCGUGUUCCUGACAGUCACUGUGGUCAUGUUUCUCUGCCUGCUGUUCUACAAUGUGGCGCUGGUGAGAGGAGCACUACUGCAAAGUAGUAGUAAACAUGAGCAAGCGUUUCUGAGCGUGGCUGAGUUUGUACUGUUCUCGGGGAGCAGUGCCAGCCUGCUGCUCGUGCUGUUCAUGCACAGGCCAUGUCGAGAGAGUCUCCAGGGAGUGUUUAGGCAGCUGAGGGUCUGCUGUCGAAGCCCAGGGCGCACACAGCCCAACAGAAACAUCAUUGCACCACACAUCGAGAUCACAGACACCCUGCAGGACAUAGAGUCAUAAGCCUCUUUUAAACAGACAUCCUGCUAUAUUACCAUUAAGAAGACCCCUCAUAAUGCCGGCUUUGCUUGUUUACACUGAGUGUAAACAAGCCGGAGUAAUGCUGCCCCAGUGUGUGAUUUUAGACUGCAUGCCGACGUUCUGGAAUCAGAGGUGUGUCAUCUAACACAACAGCGUUGGCGUCUGUCCCUCUUUUACACAGACAUCAUACCAGCUCUGUGACUACCUCUGCUGCUGCCCCCACCCCCCGUGUUCGUGCCUUUUAUACAAAAUGGCGAAGCAGUAUAAAGAUGCAACAUUCCCACCUUCAACAGGCUUUAUAAAAGGGGCUAUAGAAGACAAAAACUCUCCAACAUGAGGACAGAACUCUUCUGAAUCAAAUUAAUGACUUUUGAAAUCGGAUGUAUUAGACAUUUUCUUAAGCUAAGUUUUAACAAGCUUUUGCUGUUUGUUUUUCUCUUAAUUGACUGUGUAAAUGUUUUUAUAUACAUGCAUUCUCCUUUUUAGUGUCUCCAGUGACUGAAAGUUUGUAAAACUAUUUUUCAAAUUUAAUUUUUUCGUACAUUUGUAUUUUACAAAAAAUAAAUGUUUUG